CACACCUUCCAUCUCCUGUACAAACACCUUUUUCCGAUCCUCUUCAAUUCCCUUCCCUUCCCUAUAUAUUUGUCUACACGUACCUAGAGACUCUCCACAGAACACAAACACAAAGAACCUCCCAAAACAAUGGCCUCUCUUCAUCGAUCUUUAGCCUUCAUGGCUAUGUUGUCCUUGCUUUCUGUUUGUUUAGCCAUAGACAUGUCCAUAAUUGAUUACAACAUAAAACAUGGCCAAGUCCCAGAAAGAACAGAGGCAGAGACAAGAAGAAUCUACGAGAUGUGGUUGGUUAAACAUGGUAGAGCAUAUAAUGCGUUGGGUGAGAAAGAAAGACGAUUUGAGAUUUUCAAGGAUAACCUUAAAUUUAUCGAUGAACAUAAUUCUGUUGGGAACCCGAGUUAUAAACUUGGGUUGAACAAGUUUGCGGAUUUGAGUAACGAUGAGUACCGGUCGGUUUACUUGGGUACGAGGAUGGAUGGGAAGGGAAGGUUGUUAGGUGGGCCAAAAAGUGAGAGGUAUUUGUUUAAGGAAGGUGAUGAUUUGCCGGAGACCGUUGAUUGGAGAGAAAAGGGGGCUGUCGCCCCUGUUAAAGAUCAAGGCCAGUGUGGGAGUUGCUGGGCAUUCUCCACUGUUGGAGCGGUGGAAGGGAUAAACCAAAUUGUAACUGGUAACUUGACAUCUCUGUCAGAACAGGAGUUGGUGGAUUGCGAUAAGACAUAUAACCUGGGAUGCAAUGGAGGUCUCAUGGACUAUGCCUUUGAUUUUAUUAUUGAGAAUGGUGGUAUUGAUACCGAAGAAGAUUACCCCUACAAGGCUAUUGAUAGCAUGUGUGAUCCAAAUAGGAAAAAUGCUCGAGUUGUUACAAUUGAUGGUUAUGAAGACGUUCCACAAAAUGACGAGAAGUCAUUAAAGAAGGCUGUGGCAAAUCAACCUGUUAGUGUUGCCAUUGAAGCUGGUGGAAGGGGUUUCCAACUCUACCAAUCUGGUGUUUUUACUGGGUCAUGUGGAACACAGCUAGACCAUGGUGUGGUUACUGUUGGGUAUGGUACAGAGCAUGGUGUAGAUUACUGGAUUGUGAGGAACUCAUGGGGUCCUGCUUGGGGAGAGAAUGGGUACAUCAGGAUGGAGCGUGAUGUUGCCAGCACUGAAACUGGAAAGUGUGGAAUAGCAAUGGAAGCUUCAUAUCCCACCAAGAAGUCUGCAAAUCCCCCUAAUCCCGGUCCCUCCCCUCCAUCUCCAGUGAACCCUCCACCUCCAGAAAAGCCUUCCUCAGAGUGCGAUGAUUACUACUCAUGCCCUGCUGGAAGCACAUGCUGCUGCAUAUAUCAGUACGGUGACUAUUGCUUUGGAUGGGGGUGCUGCCCUCUGGAGUCUGCAACCUGCUGUGACGACCAUUACAGCUGCUGCCCUCACGAGUAUCCUGUCUGUGACCUUGAAGCUGGAACCUGCCGAAUGAGCAAGAGCAAUCCAUUUGGUGUUAAGAUGUUGACUCGAGCUCCUGCUAGAAUUACUCAGUCUCACCAGCUUGGUGGUAGGAGGCGAGCUGGUAGGAGGUUCAGCCCUGCUUGAGAUAAUCCUAGGUCGUUAAGGGUCUGCUAGAGCAAUAUGUGGGGCUAAGGUUGACCAUGUUUAGUUCAGCGAAACUUAUCAUCUAGUUUUUCAUUAUUUGUAAAUUCCUUAAAUUGUCUGCUGAGGAAGAUGCUAUAAACUUACGAUUGGAUCGCCUCCAUUUGUAAAUAAUCAUCAUCAACUAUUGAUUCCCUUCAA
Populus trichocarpa (black cottonwood) is the source of this 1767-nucleotide messenger RNA. Its product is annotated as cysteine proteinase mucunain. The record is from RefSeq and is a predicted model, not a curated record. Gene Ontology annotation, cellular component: lysosome. The transcript is spliced from 5 exons. The coding region runs from base 130 to 1569 and encodes 479 amino acids. Gene Ontology annotation, molecular function: cysteine-type endopeptidase activity. NCBI's taxonomy places the organism in Eukaryota, Viridiplantae, Streptophyta, Magnoliopsida, Malpighiales, Salicaceae.